AUCUGAGAUCACGAAAAUGCACGAGGCAAUCAGGACAACGGUGAAUCCCCCGGCGGCAAAUAUGAUGAAAAUGGAACACAACAAACUUCUGCAAAACGAAGCACAGAUUUGGGCGGAGCGCUGUAAAAUGACUCAUGAUCGGGAGGAUCUACGAUUCCUUGCGGACAGGUUCAAUGUUGGCCAAAAUAUUGCUGUCACUGGACCAGUGUUGAACUGGACGGAAGUCUUAGAACAGUGGGAAAGUGAAAAAACAGUGUUCACAUAUAACGGUUCCAACAGUGUAUCAACUGUGGGGAACUAUACCCAGAUGAUUUGGGCAGAAACAUUCUUAUUCGGAUGUGGUGUCAGCAAAUGUGGAACAAAUUACUUUUAUGUGUGUAACUAUGCUCCUGGUAUGAACGUGACUGAGCUAUCUACUCCCUAUAUAUCAUCCGGCAGCUGGUGUGAUUCUUGUAAGACUCACUGUGAUAAUGUGACUUCUAAACAAUGUGACUGCUAUGGAAAACUCUGUUUGAAUGGAGGCAAGUUAAAUCUAAUGACAUGUACAUGUGAGUGCAUCAAAGAAGUGAGAACAUAUGAUCCGCAGUACUGCGAACUGAAUUGUACUUCUGGAGGUGAUGACCCACUUUGCGGCAGACAUCCAUAUGCAAACUCAACGUGUGGAAACAACUCCCUCACAAAUUUUCAUUGUCCUUGGAUGUGUAAUAUUUGUCCAUAUGCUGAUGUAAACUAUACAGAGAGUAGCGUUUUGUUACCAUGGGAACGCGGCUUACCAGUAUGCACAACUUCGACAGCGUCAACACCAACGACUACCACAACGACUUCCACAACGUCUGCUGGAUUUGUAGUUGCAGCAACGUCUGUGGUGACAUCAAAAAGUACAUUGGCAGGCACCAGUACCAGCAAGAACUAUUUAAAUAAGAAUGCAUCAUCACGUGUUCUUCUUACGUCAGAGUUUAUUGUUUUCGUUGUUGUCUUCAACAGCUUUCGUGUCGCUGCUUGACUGAUUAACUGUUACAGUAGCAAAACUUUGAAAUAUUUUAAAGCCAUGAAGGUUUUAUCUAUUACAGGAUUGUCCUCGUAGAUAUCGGCUAAAUUGAUAUUAUUUAAUGAAAGAAAAGUUAAGAUGUUUCAGCAUGAAAAGCUUGCAUAUGAUAAACAAUUCUUCGUCCUUCCACAUAUAAUUUAUAUAACUUGACUCGUGUUUUAUCUUGUCUAACUCGUUGAAUAACUUCAACAUGAAAAAAUUCAUAUAUAAGAAAAUCUACUUAUUGUUAUACGUACAACAUGUAGACUUUGACAAAUGUCCAUACACGACUCAACACGAUUAAGGAUAAUAGUAACUUUUCAUAGGUCAGUAAGUUAUCAACAUCAAAUUUAAAAAAAAAAAGAUUAAUUGUACUUUAUGGUCUGUUUGGUUUAUAUCUUUUAACUCCUCAGGACAUGAAUUGUACAUUUCAUUCAUGUUUGAGCUUAGCACGUAGUGGAGAUGAUUUCUAUUUCUUCAAGUUUGGUACAUUUUAUACCAUGAACCAAUUAAAGUCCACAUUUCCUUUUCCACUUACUGACCACUUGUUCGUGCCUUGCUGUGUUGAAUGUUUUGUUUUGUGAUGAUCUCUUUCAAACAACGUUUAAUGAGUUUUGAUGUAUCCGAAAGCAGUGAGGGAUUGCUUAAGUUGAACUUCUUGAUACUCAAUAUAAACUUCUUUAAUCUAACUUGUUAUUUUUUACUUCUAUAAUGGCAAAUGAUUUUAAAGGGUAAUUCAGAAAACAUUAUUUCAUGUAUGAAUUUGGAGUCUGUCGUAGCAAACAAUUAACGUUUAUGGCCAUAGAGCGAUUAACCAUUCACAAUACUUCAUGGAUAAACAGUAGUCGAAAUCUUUAAAUAAUUACCGUAACGUUUUUAUUUUUUAAUUCAAUAUGGACAAAAGCCGUCUCUAGUGUACAGGUCGAGAACGAGCCCAGAAAGUCUAGGAUGAUGUACUUAUUCAAACUGUAGGUUUCGAUGUAGAUCCAUGACACAUGACACUUUAAUAAAAAUCAUAUUAUUUACGCUUGUCAUGUUCAGGUAUCUAAGUGAUUAAAUUAAAAGGAAGUCUACAUAUAUAUUUUUCGGCAACAUAGUAUUUACAUAUUGCCGGUAGUGGAACUUUUGCCUAAUACAUUAAUAUUGAAUUAACCUACCCGAUAUUCGUCCCUCUGCGGUAACUUGCAAGAUACCAACUUAAACUAUGCUAUCAGAUGAAAAUCUGUCCUUCCGACACGUGCAACAAGCGCGUCUACGUAAUUUGUCGAAC
Messenger RNA from Mercenaria mercenaria, 2297 nucleotides. RefSeq names its product cysteine-rich venom protein kaouthin-2-like. Lineage: Eukaryota; Metazoa; Mollusca; Bivalvia; Venerida; Veneridae. The transcript is spliced from 8 exons. The record is from RefSeq and is a predicted model, not a curated record. Bases 17 to 1003 code for a protein of 328 amino acids.